Messenger RNA from Micromonas pusilla CCMP1545, 1200 nucleotides. RefSeq lists its product as uncharacterized. The transcript has a single exon. Bases 1 to 1200 code for a protein of 399 amino acids. The record is from RefSeq and is a predicted model, not a curated record. Lineage: Eukaryota; Viridiplantae; Chlorophyta; Mamiellophyceae; Mamiellales; Mamiellaceae.
AUGGGCGCGUGCUGCUCGCGCGAUGUCAUCGCGAAGGUUCCGAAGACCAUCAUCCCCGAUCCCCUAGACGGUGCGCGUCCGCCCCGAUGGAAUUGUCGGAUACAUACGUGUCCCGAAAGGUCGCGGCGUGCGCGAUCUCCCCCUCGUCUGACGCGCAUACGUCCCCCGCAUCCCCCCUCCCCCCCUCCGCUCCGCGCGUAUUCAGGCGAGUCCGUGUGCGUCUCCAUCAAACAGACCGGGUGGCUCUCCCGGGAUUACACCGUGUACACGAACCCGGAGCAAGUGCUCGACGGCUCGAACUGCUUCACGGACUUCUCGUGGUUCUUUCUCAAUAAGAGCGGCAAACGCGGCGGCGAGGUCUGCGUCGAGCUCGAAAACUUCGUCAGAGGCUGGGACCGCGACAACGUGAAGCGCGGGCAGCCGCUGUGGCGCGUCGACUUCGUGGACAAGCCCGCGUUCUGGCAGAACGUCCGCCAGCCCGGGUCCGCGGUGGUCAUGCCUCCCAUCGCGCUCUUCGGAAAAGUCGCGCUUCAGUGGGGAGGCCACGGCGCCUUGCACCACGACCAGAGGUACCUCGCGAUGCUCCGCACGCGUCGCACGCACCACCACUGCGAGCAUCUCGCGACGGCGAUCUGCAACUUUCACAUGAACGCGGGCGCGACGUUGUCGUCGUACGGCGCCGCGAUGGGCUGCGGCGGCUUGCCGAUCCCUCCGCGGAAGUGCUUCGGGAGAGACGUCUGUCUCAACGUCCAAGCCCUCGGCACCGCGGCGUGUCGGUGGUACAAAGUCACGCGCGAGAGCACGGACGAAGACGGCCGCGUGAGUUACCACACGUCCAUCGAGAGAGACACGAUGGAGCACGUGGACGUCACCGAGUUCGCGCUUCUCGACCGCGCGGAUCCGACUUUACGCACCGUGGUGACGAUUCCGGCGACGGGCGUCCCCGUCGCGUUUGGGAUGACCGGGGACGUAACCGACGACACCGCCAACUACGACUGCCCGCUGUUCACGGUUCGACAGAACGGCGGGUUCUGGUCGAACGACCCGCCGUGCGUGACGACCAAGCCGGGCGUGGACCCCGCGCUCGCCAUCUUGCUCUCGCACCUCAUGCUGAAGGAGUACUCGACGAAGGAGAUCAAGAAGGACUUCAAGCCGCAGUUUGAUCACUCGCCGCCGUGGGGGAGGACGGGGAUGAUGUGA